Messenger RNA from Vigna angularis (adzuki bean), 876 nucleotides. Its product is annotated as transcription factor HY5-like. The record is from RefSeq and is a predicted model, not a curated record. Lineage: Eukaryota; Viridiplantae; Streptophyta; Magnoliopsida; Fabales; Fabaceae. Gene Ontology annotation, biological process: regulation of photomorphogenesis; response to red light; positive regulation of transcription by RNA polymerase II. Gene Ontology annotation, cellular component: nucleus. Gene Ontology annotation, molecular function: DNA-binding transcription factor activity, RNA polymerase II-specific. The transcript is spliced from 4 exons. The coding region runs from base 109 to 657 and encodes 182 amino acids.
GAGCGACGCCAUCCCUGCAAACACAUUCAAGUACUCUCAUUGCUGCGUUGAAAUUCCCUUCUCAAACUAAUAAACAUCUCAGACACGUAACACCAAAACAGACCAUAUAUGUCUCUUCCAACACUCGUAGAUACUAAGGAAAACACCACCAACACUACUUUCCCUAAACUCAAGAUCAAAGAUGGAGGAACACCCUCUUCUUCAGGAGCUCCUUCUUCUUCACGCAACUCUUUCCCUCCCAUAACACAUAACACAGAAGAUAGCGAUGAAGACGUGUUCACUGUUCCAGAUGUGGAAACUGCAGCAAGUGUAGAUUGUGCAGGAAGAAAUCCAUGUAGCAGUAAUGUUAAUGAAAGUAACUCGACAGAUCCACAGAUACAUUAUUGUGGUUUCCCUGGAAAACGGCGUCAGGGAAGAAACCCUGUCGACAAAGAGCAUAGACGCCACAAACGGUUGUUAAGGAACAGGGUUUCUGCUCAACAAGCUCGUGAAAGGAAAAAGGUUUACGUAAAUGACUUGGAAUCAAGAGCUCUGGAGUUGGAAGAGAAGAAUACCAAUUUAGAAGGGCAAAUUUCAACGUUGAUCAAUGAAAACACCAUGCUGCGAAAGGUUCUCAUGAACACCAGGGCCAAAGUUGACCACAACAAUGAAGCGUAGAUAAUUUGUUUAGUUAAAUGAAUAAGGCUUCUAGAAGACUCAGUUGUGUUUAUAGUUUCUUCUUUUAUCAAUUCCUUUUUGUUGGUGAUAACACAACAAAAAAGGUGUGUCUGAAUCUAUAAAAUAUUUAAACCUAGUACUUUGUCUAGUGGUGGAAUCCUUGUAUCCUUAAAAUCUUCCAAAAGUUUUGUAAAAUCUUAAUGUUUCUUUCCUUUAAAA